Messenger RNA from Eptesicus fuscus (big brown bat), 1166 nucleotides. It is a transcript of the gene RHOD, whose product is annotated as ras homolog family member D. Bases 68 to 700 code for a protein of 210 amino acids. Gene Ontology annotation, biological process: small GTPase-mediated signal transduction; cell migration. The transcript is spliced from 5 exons. Gene Ontology annotation, molecular function: GTPase activity; GTP binding. NCBI's taxonomy places the organism in Eukaryota, Metazoa, Chordata, Mammalia, Chiroptera, Vespertilionidae. The record is from RefSeq and is a predicted model, not a curated record.
CCGGGCCGGCCCCGCGCCCGGCCUUCGCGCAGCCUGGGCGGACGCCCGGCCCCUCGGCCGCCCCGCGAUGAAGGCGGCCCAGGCCGCGGGCGAGGAGGCGCCGCAGGGCGCGCGGUCGGUCAAGGUGGUCCUCGUGGGCGACGGCGGCUGCGGGAAGACGUCGCUGCUGAUGGUCUUCGCCGAUGGGGACUUCCCCGAGAGCUACACACCCACGGUGUUUGAGCGGCUCAACGUUAAAAUGAAAAUGCAGGGCAAACCUGUGACACUCCAAAUCUGGGACACAGCAGGACAAGUCGAUUAUGACCGCCUGCGGCCCCUCUUCUACCCUGACGCCAGUGUCCUGCUCCUCUGCUUCGAUGUCACCAGCCCCCACAGCUUUGAGAACAUCUUUACCCGGUGGUACCCAGAGGUGAAUCACUUCUGCAAGGAGGUGCCCAUCAUCCUCGUGGGCUGCAAGACUGAUCUGCGCAAGGACAGGUCACUGGUGAAGAAGCUCUGGAAGGAUAAGUUGGAGCCCGUGACCUACCACAGGGGCCAGGAGAUGGCGAGGUCCGUGGGCGCAGUGGCCUACCUGGAGUGCUCGGCGCGGCUCCAGGAAAACGUCCACGCCGUCUUCCAAGAGGCCCUCGAGGUGGCUCUCAGCAGCCGCAGUCGAAACUACUGGCGGCGGAUUACCCGGAGCUUCUGCGUGCUGACCUGACAGCGUGGGCCCUCCCUGCCCAGACCGCCCGGCAGCGCAGGACGGAACUGGGUGCUGACCUGUUUCCCAGUUGGCUAGGCUGGACCCAGUUCCCGGGCUGUGACCGAACUGCCCUUCAAACCGAUGGUCAGCACGGAGGCCAGGCCCCUCGUGCUGGGGCUGAGAUCCCCGAACUGAAGUGAAAUCCCUCUGAGACCCGAGGAAGGGGGUUCCCUGGGCCCCCCUGCCCUGGGGAGGGCUAGUCCUGGAGUCCCCACGCUCCCAGCCCCGGACCGCACAUCCAGGAGUGGCCAUUCAGCCUGGGCCACCUCGCGGCUGUUCCUGGGGCUGCACCCUCAGCUCCUUCCGGCAGGACCUGGUGGUCCCAGGGCCACUCCCACCCCCACCUGGGCCAGACUCACACCUGGGCCCUUACUCCUGCCCUUCCCAGUGGUAACUGUAACCACUAAAACGACAUCGCCUGUCA